Molecule: messenger RNA, 2058 nt
Organism: Chrysochloris asiatica (Cape golden mole)
Lineage: Eukaryota; Metazoa; Chordata; Mammalia; Afrosoricida; Chrysochloridae
Gene: FCHSD1
Product: FCH and double SH3 domains 1
Exons: 20
Coding region: 1-2058 (685 amino acids)
Biological process (GO): regulation of actin filament polymerization; neuromuscular synaptic transmission
Cellular component (GO): recycling endosome; neuromuscular junction
Molecular function (GO): protein binding
Source: RefSeq, a predicted model, not a curated record
AUGCAGCCGCCGCCCAGAAAAGUGAAGCCGGCCCAGGAGGUGAAGCUUCGCUUCCUGGAACAACUAAACAUCCUUCAGACUCGGCAGCAGAGGGAGGCGGAUCUGCUGGAGGACAUCAGAUCCUACAGCAAGCAGAGGGCAGCCAUUGAACGCGAGUAUGGGCAGGCACUCCAGAAACUGGCUGGGCCAUUCCUGAAGAGGGAGGGGAAUCGGAGCGGUGAGAUGGACAGCAGGACAGUGUUUGGUGCCUGGCGCUGCCUGCUGGAUGCUACCGUGGCUGGGGGCCAGGCCCGGCUCCAGGCAUCUGACCGAUACCGUGACCUGGCAGGGGGCACAGGGCGGAGUGCCAAGGAGCAGGUGCUCAGGAAGGGAGCAGAGAACCUCCAGAGAGCACAGGCUGAGGUGUUGCAGUCUGUCCGGGAACUGAGCCGAAGUCGGAAACUGUAUGGACAGCGGGAACGCGUGUGGGCCUUGGCACAGGAAAAAGCAGCCGAUGUUCAGGCCAGGCUGAACCGAAGUGACCAUGGGAUCUUCCACACUAGAACCAGUCUCCAGAAACUCAGCACCAAGCUAUCUGCCCAGUCUGCCCAUUACUCCCAGCAGCUGAGAGCAGCCCGCAAUGAGUAUCUUCUCAACUUGGUGACCACCAAUGCCCACCUGGACCACUACUACCAGGAAGAGCUGCCAGCCCUGCUCAAGGCCCUGGUCAGCGAGCUAUUGGAACACUUGAGGGACCCCCUGACCUUACUGAGUCGUACUGAGCUGGAAGCUGCAGAGAUGACCCUGGAGCAUGCCCGGCAAGGUGGGCAGGCAACCUCCCAGGUAAGCUGGGAGCAGGAUCUGAAGCUCUUUCUUCAGGAGCCUGGAAUAUUUUCCCCCACCCUACCUCAGCAGUUUCAGCCAGCAGGGACUGACCAGGUGUGCGUUCUGGAGCUGGAAGGGGGAGCAGGAGGCGUAGCUGGGAAGAGUGGCCUGGAGAAAGAGAUCCAGCGCUGGACGAGCCGAGCUGCCCGCGAUUACAAGAUCCAGAAUCAUGGGAAUUGGGUGCUACAGCGGCUGGAGCAGAAGCUGCAGCAGGCUCUGGAGCGGGAGGCUCCAGGCAUAGAACAGCGGCUACAAGAAGUGAGGGAGAGCAUCCGGAGGGCACAGGUGAGCCAGGUAAAGGGGGCUGCCCGGCUGGCUCUGCUACAGGGAGCUGGCCUGGAUGUACAGUGCUGGCUGAAGCCAGCCAUGACCCAGGCCCAGGAUGAAGUGGAGCAGGAGCGACGACUCACUGAGGCCCGACUGUCUCAGAGGGACCUUUCUCCUACAGCUGAAGAUGCUGAGCUCUCUGACUUUGAGGAAUGUGAGGAGGCAGGGGAGCUCUUUGAGGAGCCUGUCCCCCCAGUCCUGACCACCAGACCCCUGCCCUGCUCUGCACAUGUGGUGUUUGGCUAUCAGGCUGGGCGUGAGGAUGAGCUGACCAUCAAGGAAGGCGAGUGGCUGGAGGUCAUAGAAGAAGGAGAUGCUGAUGAAUGGGUCAAGGCUCGGAACCAACAUGGCGAGGUAGGCUUCGUCCCUGAGAGAUAUCUCAACUUCCCGGACUUCUCCCUGCCUGAGAGGGACCAUGACAGCAAUGACCCCUCUGGAGCAGAGCCCACAGCCUUCCUGGCCCGUGCCCUGUAUACCUACAUAGCACAGAGUGCAGAGGAACUGAGCUUCCCUGAGGGGGCGCUCAUUCGUUUGUUGCCCCGGGCCCAGGAUGGAGUGGAUGAUGGCUUCUGGAGGGGAGAAUUUGGGGGCCAUGUUGGGGUUUUCCCCUCUCUCUUGGUGGAAGAGUUGCUUGGCCCUCCAGUGCCCCCUGAGCCCUCAGACGCUGAACAGAUGCUGCCGUCUCCUUCUCCUCCGAGCUUCUCCCCUCCUGCACCCACCUGUGCCGUAGAUGGGCCCUCUGUACCUGUUCUGCCUGGGGACCAACUCCCAGAUUGCCCUGGGCCCCUGGACCUGAUGGCGCCUCGUAUCAGGCCGAUGCGUCCACCACCUCCUCCACCAGCUAAAGCCCCAGAGUCCCUCACCUGA